Molecule: messenger RNA, 2010 nt
Organism: Alligator sinensis (Chinese alligator)
Lineage: Eukaryota; Metazoa; Chordata; Crocodylia; Alligatoridae
Product: torsin-1A-like
Exons: 6
Coding region: 1-927 (308 amino acids)
Biological process (GO): protein localization to nucleus; nuclear membrane organization
Cellular component (GO): endoplasmic reticulum lumen; nuclear envelope; endoplasmic reticulum
Molecular function (GO): ATP hydrolysis activity; ATP binding; kinesin binding
Source: RefSeq, a predicted model, not a curated record
AUGGCGGCGCCGGAAGCGGCGGAAGCGGAAGCGCCGUCCUACCGGCCCCUCUACUGCCUCUUCGCCGAGUGCUGCGGGCCGCGCCCGGGCCGGCACUUCGGGCCAGCCCUGCAGCAGGAUUUGGAGAAGAGGCUGUUCGGCCAGCACCUCGCGCAGAAGGUGAUUGUCAAAGCCGUGACCGGCUUCCUGAGCAAUGCGAACCCCAAAAAGCCUCUCACCCUCUCGUUGCAUGGCUGGACGGGCACAGGCAAGAACUACGCCAGUAAAAUCAUUGUCGAGAACAUUUACAAGUCGGGCUUGAACAGCAAAUACGUCCAUCAGUUUGUGUCCACUUUGCAUUUUCCACACGCAAGUCUCAUCAGGCAAUAUACGGAUGACCUGCAGUCCUGGAUUCGGGGAAACGUGAGUGACUGCGCCAGGUCAAUUUUUAUAUUUGAUGAAAUGGAUAAAAUGCAUGCAGGACUCAUAGACUCCAUUAAACCAUUCUUAGAUUAUUACGAGCAACUUGAUGGGGUGUCUUAUCGGCAAGCCAUCUUCAUCUUUCUCAGCAAUGCAGGGGCAGAAAAGAUAACAGAAGUGGCACUGGAUUACUGGAGAAAUGGAAAGAAAAGGGAAGACAUAAGCCUCAAAGAACUGAAUGAUGUGGUCUCUCUGUCUGUUUUCAAUAAUAAGAAUAGUGGCUUUUGGCACAGCAGCCUGAUAGACAGAAAUCUCAUUGACUUCUUCGUCCCCUUCCUACCUCUGGAGUAUAAACAUGUGAAAAUGUGUGUCAGGGUGGAACUUGAAUCACGUGGCUACGUUGUGGAUGAAAACAUUGUAAGCGAAGUAGCUGAUGAAAUGACCUACUUCCCCAAGGAGGAAAAAAUUUAUUGUCACAAAGGAUGCAAAACUGUAUACACAAAGUUGGAUUAUUAUUAUGAUUUGUAGUGUUUUAUGAUGCUGCAAUCUGCAAAGGAACAAAUGAACUUGAUCAGAAGCUGUAGAAAAACCAAAACAUUUUAUUAUUUUUUUCAAGCCUUUUUUUUUUUUUUUUUUAAAGGGUACGUUACCCUUUUUUAAUUGUCUGUCUGAGGUACAUAAGUGGCAAUGGACUUGCAUUUUUAUUCUGGGGGAAGCUUUCAGUAGCCACAGCUCCAAAAGACUUCAGGCCUGUGCUGGUCAGUUCAGAAAGAACUGUCUAUGGAGAGGUUGCCCGUCCCUUAUGGAUCAUUGUUUAAAAAUGCUUAUGAUUUUUCUCAAAUCAGGUAUUGAGUGUUAGUUGUGCAGUAGAACACUGACACAUGCACCAGGCCUAUUUUCACCAAGUUACAAUUCGAUGUGGAAAUGAUCUCGAGAUUGUACAGCAAUUUUUAAACAGAGCUCUCAUGUCUUCCUCGGAGGACCCUUCCUCAGAGUUCUGGUUGGACAUGUUCCCAGACCUGCUUUGAAAGGUGGGUAUGUAGUUAUUUGUCCUUAAUCAAAAACACCUUUGGUGCAUUCAGCUCUGUUAGAACCAGUAGGUGACAGAACCUUUUAUAAGAUGUCCUUAUACUUUGAUUUUAUGCGGUGCCAUUAUGAACAUCUCCUUUGGUGCCAAACAGCGUUAGCAGUGUGGGAAGUCCAACCUGGUAGGGGAAUAUUUUUAAACACCGCUGAGUUAAAAAACAAAACUAAAGCAAAAUCCAUGACAAUGUCUCUGUAAUGGAGGUAAUGUCUAUUUUUAGCUGUUUUGACGUGUAAAUUUGGGUACUCAAUUUGCUCUCAUGCUGGUGCUUUUUCAUUUUUCUUGGAACAAUGUUAAAGGGUUGUUGGCUAAAAUCUAAUGAAGCUUCUUGUUUGGAUUGUUGGUUUCAUAGUCACAACCACUAGAAAUGGAAAUCAAACCUGCUUCGUAUGUUUCUGCUCUUUCCUUGCUUUUCCCCCAAACAUAAUAAGGCACUACUAUUAAGGAACACAUGAAGGCAGCUUCAGAACCUCCUGGGAACAUGUUUCAUUACUAUAAGGAUUCAAAUAAAGGCCCUAUAAAACAUC